This is a messenger RNA of Owenia fusiformis, 3046 nucleotides long. The record is from the annotation of a GenBank genome assembly. Lineage: Eukaryota; Metazoa; Annelida; Polychaeta; Sabellida; Oweniidae.
AAUAAGUUGUUUAUGGUCGCAACCGAUUUCUGAAAUGGCUGGGAAAAAGCGAGAAAAGAAGAAGAAAGAGAAGUCCAAAGGCCUGCCAAAUAUAGGUGCCGCACUCCUGCCUACUUCACUCUUUACAGCUGUACCUCGCAUUCCUCCACCACCUAAAGAUGACCCUCCCCAAGUGUCAGGCCUUGCAACUACCCUGCUCAACUCAAGCAUGCUGGGUAGGAUGUUUGCAACACCGACUCAGGAGGCACUUGUCAGUGAUGCAGAUACAAGCCUCCCAGAUUACAGUGGCGCUGAACCAGGGUACUCUACAUUGGAUAACACUGGAAGAACAGGAGAUAGAGGUCCACCGCCAUUGCCUCCUGAUGAAGAUGAAGACAGUGAUGAAUAUUAUGACAGCGACUAUGACGCCCCACCUUUACCAGAGCCACCUAUUGUUCGGGAAGAAAUUCAAAAGGCUGAGACAGCGCCAUCUUUAGAUGCCAUUUAUUCACAACCUGUGAAGAGAAAAGAUAGAAGGUCAACUCCAAGUCAGUCUUUGGGAUAUGACAGUUCCCCUGGCCCAGAAAGACCACUAAUGCAGUCAACCCCUAAUGUAAUGCAAUCUUCAACCAGUAACGAUCCCUUUGCUCAACCACUUUAUGAUGAAGUCUCAAACCAAAGAGACACAAUGAGAGAAUCUACAGUGACACCAAGACUAUUAGAGCUCCAACAACAGAAUGAUGAGCUUCUUCAACAACAGGAAGAAAUGCAAAAGCAGAUAGAGGAGCACCACAGAAAGCAGAAAAAACUACAGAAGAAACUGGAAGAAAAGGAACAGACUUCCCCCAAACAACCAGCUACAGACCUGCAAAGACUUGUCCAAGAAGAAAAAGAUGUAACGGAAAAGACAUUACAGAGACAGGAAGAUCUGAUACGCACACUACAGGAUCGCAGUAAUAUGAUGGAACAGCAGAAUAUGGAAAUACAAAAUAUAAAUGAUGAACUCCAACAUGAGAUUGAAACACUCAGGAGAAAGAUAUUAAGAGAUAAUGCCACUUCAAAUAAUGGAGAGAAAGAUCAAUACCGUGAUCUCCGAGAUGAAAUCACAACAUUAAAAAGUGCCACACGUAGACUCAACACAGAACUGAGUCGAUAUCAGUCCCACUACAGGAAACUGCCAGAUGGUAUGGACACGGGAGGUCUCCCAGAUAAGGGACCGAUUCCUUCAUGGCAGGUUAACACAAGGUACCUUGCCCCUCUCUUCCUGGCCUAUGACGAUCGAAUUCUCGAAAAGGACAACAUAAUAGAUAAAUAUGAGGAGGAACUAGACAACUUUGGCCAUAGAGUUGAGGAUGUUAUCAAAGAGAACCAAAGACUUCAUAUUAGACUUGAACAAACUGAAGCAAGUGGACCUCUCUCUAUGACUGAAUGGAGACAGUUUCAGGCUCAGUGUAACUUGGUAAUGGAGGAGAAUCAAUUGCUAAUGGAGCAACUUGAAGUUCAGAGACAGAAGGAGAAAGACUUCCAGAUGGCACACCACAAGGAAGUCGGAAGAUUGGCAGCCACACUUACUGAGAAAAAGACAGAAUUACAAACUUUGGAAGAUAGAGUAUUUACGUUGCAACAGAAAAUCACAUCAGCACGAUCUCAAAAUGAGGCUAUUUUAAUUGAAGCCGAAAAUAAGAUUUUUGCUCAAGAACACGUCACAGCCCUUACAAAUAUGAAAAGGACAUUAGAUGCCGAGAAAGAAAAGGUUGUACAAGAACUUGAAAAUCUCCGCUCAAAAACACAAUCUUUACAGACGGAAAAUAAAAACCUAAGUGUUCAAGUCAGUGAUGUGAUGGCAGAAAACAAACAAUUAAAUGUGGAGGUUCAAUCCCAGAGGAAAACAAUCAGGAAAUUGGAGCGCAAAAUAGUUCUCCUGCAGGGAAAGUUAGAGUCUACUAUGUACAAAGAACAAGAUGCUCACGAAUACCUCAACAGCGUAGUCAAAAUGGCUGAGCAAACAGUGGUUGAGAGAGACACGUAUGCUAAAAUGGCACACACCCAGGAGAAAGAACGCCAGAAUGCACUCGACCGUGUGAUGAGAGGGAGUAUUGAGGUUGGCCAUUUGGAGGAAAAAAUGAAGCAUUAUAAAUCUAAGGCAUAUGAUAAAGUGCUCAAUGCUGCAAAUAGGUUAAAGGACCAAGACUCUUUGUUUGACAAAGUACGGAGAGAGUACGAGCGAGAAAUCAAACAUCUUAAAUUAUUGGUACAAGAAAAGGAUGACGUCAUCAACAAUUUGAGCCAAGAGAAAAGAGCUGUGGAGAAUGGACUUGAGCAAGUUUGGCAGGCUUCAUCUGCUGAUAAUAGGCGAAUGAGGGACACACUUACCCACACACUGGGGAGUCUAAGUGCCAGACAAACCAAGGGUUUCCAUAGGUCACUCUCUCAGGAUAAACUCUUACAUUUGUCAUCUGAUAGUGAGAGGUGACACCUGGGUAAUUACCUCUUCUAUUGUGGUACAAGAAAGGAAAUGAUAAUUCCUCUGUUUUGAGCUCAUGAGACCAUGAUAAUCAUAUCUGCUUGGAACAGCUGAGAGACUUACCUCCUCCGUUGUGUUACUAAAGAUGCCAGUGUACAUGUAGUUUCCUCCUCCGUUUUAUUAAACAAAGUUAUUAUGUAUGCUCGGUUUGGCUAAAGAGGAAGAAAUUGUCCAAAAUUCAAAGAUGAAGAUAUCUUAUGUAUGAGGGGAACUUUUAGUCUUACACUGGGGAUAAAGUCACUUAUGAAUUCUGGGUUGUUCUCUCCUUUUGAUAAGCUGAGAAACAUAUGUCAGCUGUAGAUAUAAUAUUUUUUCUGAACAAAAACAGAGGAGUUAGAAAAAUUUAAUUCAAUUCUGCAUAAUUGCUGAUUGAAUAGCCGUGCUUCGGAUUAAAAAUCCAUAUAGAAAUCCACUAGAAUAAUCACAGUUGGAGAUAAUCCACGAUUCAUUCUCACCGAACCUGGUGAAAUUGCCAAAUAUGAACCAAAUCUUAUUUACGAAAAUUAUGAACAGUUAUUUGUUUUCUUCAAUUUCAUUUUAUGA